CGGUUCAAGUCACUCGAUAGUGAAAACUAGAAAGUCGGUGGAAAAAGUGCACGGCUGCGGUGAAUAUAUUUUAAGAUGGUAUCGAUUCUAUGGACGCCUUCUCCAUGGUGUUUGGUUUGCUGUGUAUUGUUUUUGAACGCCCACGCCGAGCCGGACCAAACUACACCCGGUGGUGACAAAAUCGUGGGCGGUGUGGUAGCCAAACGGCACGAGUUCCCUUUUCAAAUAUCACUUCAGUGGAAUCUCGGUCCGAACAUAACCCGCUCACCGAUCCACUUCUGCGGUGGGUCCCUGCUCAACCGGAACUGGGUCGUUACGGCUGCUCACUGUCGUGUGCGCUACACGAGACGUGGCUGGAUCGAAGUUGUGGCCGGGGAACACGAUACCACCCGGGAUGAAGGCGAUGAACAGAGAAGACGCGUGGUUAAGUUCAAUGUCCACCGGCGGUUCUGCGGCGGAGUUUGCCCGUUCGAUAUCGGACUGAUUCAGGUUGAUAAGCCAUUUGAGAUGAACGAGAAUGUUAGCUCGAUUGCCCUGCCGAAGCAGUAUCAGCAGUUCUCCGGUGAUUGCAUUGCGUCCGGGUGGGGAUCUACGUCCACCACGGAGCGGCCGAUGUAUCCGGAAAAGCUGCGGAAAGCAGUACUACCGAUAGUGGACUUCAAGACGUGCUACACAUUCUGGUUCCAGGACGGUACGCCGGAUGUUCUUUCCAACAUCUGUGCCGGGCCAGAGGAUGGAUCGCGCAGUGUUUGCUCGGGAGACUCUGGCGGUCCGUUGACUCAGUUGGACGAAAAACGGAACAAGACGGUUCUGGUGGGAGUGGCGUCCUGGGGAGCGAUCCCGUGUGGAAUGGAACAGAAACCGGCUGUUUUUACAACUGUGGCGAACUAUGUCGACUGGAUAAAGGAGAAUAUGAGAUAGAGUUUAGACUGGUGGAGUGAAAGAGCACAACGCAAUACAUUAUUUGUCAUUUUUUUUAAAUUGUGUUUUGAAUA
This is a messenger RNA of Topomyia yanbarensis, 995 nucleotides long. Its product is annotated as trypsin-1-like. The coding region runs from base 76 to 921 and encodes 281 amino acids. The transcript has 3 exons. The record is from RefSeq and is a predicted model, not a curated record. Gene Ontology annotation, biological process: proteolysis. Gene Ontology annotation, molecular function: serine-type endopeptidase activity. NCBI's taxonomy places the organism in Eukaryota, Metazoa, Arthropoda, Insecta, Diptera, Culicidae.